Hippopotamus amphibius kiboko is the source of this 3719-nucleotide messenger RNA. RefSeq names its product protein phosphatase 1 regulatory subunit 3G (gene PPP1R3G). The transcript has a single exon. Lineage: Eukaryota; Metazoa; Chordata; Mammalia; Artiodactyla; Hippopotamidae. Gene Ontology annotation, biological process: regulation of glycogen biosynthetic process. Gene Ontology annotation, cellular component: protein phosphatase type 1 complex. Gene Ontology annotation, molecular function: protein phosphatase 1 binding; glycogen binding. The record is from RefSeq and is a predicted model, not a curated record. Bases 495 to 1568 code for a protein of 357 amino acids.
GGAAGGAGGAGACCGUCCGCGCGGCCCGCCGCCUCCGGCUGCCCCGCAACCACGCGCCUGCUGCCGGGACCUCCUGGGCCGACGCCACCUCCGGGAGGAGACCGCCCUGCGACCCUGCGACCCGUCGGGACCCGCGGCGCCAGCUUCGCGGGCAGGAGGACGACGGAGGCUGAGCGCGCGCCCACCGAGGAGCUCCGCAGGCAGGGCGGGCGCGGGCCCCCUGGGCAGGAAGGGGUGAAAGGGAGCCCCGGCUUCCAACACCGUCUCCACUCUCCGCGGAGCCUUCGGAUCCCGCGCGCCGGGCCCUCCCCCGCCGCGGGCAGGCUCAACCCCGAGCGGCCGCGCCCGGCCCUGGCCCGGCCCGCAUCCUCCUCCCACGUCGCCUCCCGGCUGGCACUGCCCUCUCCGCUCGGACCCGGGCGGGUGCUGCGCGCUCUUGGCACCACCCCAGGCGUCAAGUGUCCGGAGGACAAGUCCCCGGGCCAGACGGCGUCAUGGAGCCCCGGGGGGCGCAGCUGCCACGUUUGGAGGCGCGGGGACCUGCGCGCUUUGAAGACACCCCGCCUGCCCAGGAGCCGCCCGCCCCGGGGGUCCUGUGGCCCGCGGGCGGCGGGGACGGCAGCGGCACGUCGGUGGCCCCGAGCCCCGACGCCGAGUCCCGGUCCCCGCAGGAAGAGGCCGCCGCCCAGGAGCAGGAGGGGCUGCUGGAAAGCCGCCGCCGUCGCGGCCGCGCGCGCUCCCUCUCCCUGCCCACCGAGCCGAUGCUGCAGGCGGCCAAGGUCCUGCAGCGGCAUCAGCCGCCCGCCCCGGGGCCGGGCGCGGCGGGCGGCGAGAGGGCCGCGGACGCGCCGCACAGCCCCGGCGGCUGCUGCGCCAGGUGCACGAAGCGGGUGCAGUUCGCGGACGCGCUGGGGCUCCGCCUGGCCAGCGUGAAGCACUUCAGCGAGGCCGAGGAGCCGCAGGUGCCGCCCGCCGUGCUCUCCCGCCUGCGCAGCUUCCCCGCGCGCGCCGAGGACCUGGAGCAGCUCCCGGGCGCGGCGGCCGCGCCCCCCCGCGCCCCUCCCCGGCUGCGGCCUCUCUUCGAGCUCCCGGGGCCGAGCGCCGCGGCCGAGCGCCUGCGGCGGCAGCGCGUGUGCCUGGAGCGCGUGCAGUGCUCGGCGCCCUGGGGCACGGAGGUGACCGGCUCCGGCCGGGUGCUGGGGUGCCCGGGGCCGCGCGCCGUGGCCGUGCGCUACACCUUCACCGAGUGGCGCUCCUUCCUGGACGUGCCGGCCGAGCUGCGGCCCGAGCCGGGGAGGCCUCCGCCGCCGGAGGCGCCGUCGGGGGAGCCCGGAGACGCGGAGGAGGAGGAGGCCGGGGACGCCGCGGAGGGGCCGGGCGCCGAGCGCUUCCACUUCGCGCUGUGCCUGCCCCCGGGCCUGCAGCCAAAGGAGGGGGAGGACGCGGACGCGCCGGGCGUCGCCGUGCACUUCGCCGUCCGCUACCGCUGCGCCCAGGGCGAGUACUGGGACAACAACGCGGGCGCCAACUACACGCUGCGCUACGCGCGCCCGGCCGACGCGCUCUGAGCCCGCGGCGCUCGGCCCCGCGGCGCUCGCUCGCAGGGACCCCGGCAAGGGGACGACGGCGCGCGGAGCCCGGGCAGCUGCGACGCUUUGCUGAGCACCAGCCCCCUGGAGAGAGGGAGCCGCUCACCCCGAGCUCGCACCCCACACGGACCCCGCCAGCAAGCACCGGGCUCGGGCCAAGCGCCCUGCCUUCCCAGCGGCUUUCCCGUCCCUUUUGGCCUCUGGAAAUCUCGCCCCGCGUCGAGUGGGAAGACAGCCUCAAGAUUCCGAGCAGUGCUUUCUCCACCAAAAAGACUCCGGAGCGAGGCUGCAAACCCUUGGGAUUUGUUUUUAACUGUGCACGUCCCCUCGGGUCUCAGGGAGAGGUCGAAGCAUCCUGCCGCCUCGCGCCGAGGGACGGUGUGGAGCCUUCGAGCCUUCGCACCGCGGCCUGUUUCUCAAGAAACCCACGUGGGGCCUUGGCUGGUCUGUCCUUUUCUCUUAACUGGGAUCUGGGAAAUGUUUGCCGGCACUCGCGCGCUUGCGUACAAAUGUCCUGUUGAAAAUGGAAGGCCACGGGCACGUCUGUCACUUGAUAUUUCAGCUCCUGGCAGUUGGGGAGGCCUUGGCAGUGGGGCCAUCUUCUUCAGCGAAUGCUGCAGCACUUUAAUACAGUCAAACAACAGUAUUUUCAAAUUUCCCUUCUUCAACCCGCCUCUCUGAGGUGGAAAGGCCCAGAUUUCCCAUAAUGGGCUAGAGUCUUCUUAAAAAUAUUUUGUAGAAGUCGUUCUUUCCCCGGGCAAAAUAAGAUGCUUGGUGAGUUGAAAUGCCAGAGUAAUUGGCUGUGAGCCUGCAACACCGGGCCCUCGCCUCCAGCCCCGUUGUGCAGGCAGAGCACAUCGAAGCUGCUAGACUCCUGGGCCAUUCAUUAGCAGUCAGAGAAGCUGGACUCUCGGUGGCUGGACUCCAAGCCGGGAGUUGAGGGAUGGAAAGCUGGCUUUCUGUCCCUCUUGGCGCCACAGCGGGGAGUGGUGACUUAAAUGAUGAAGCCUGCCCAGCAAGAAAAUCCUGCUCGGUACCCGGUGGGCACCCUGCACAGGCCAGGACCGUGGGCACCAGUCUGCUUGGCCUUCUUCAUUCACUGCUGAAGGCCAUGGUUGCCACGAUAGGUGGCCAGGCGCGACCAGCGCAGGUGAGCCUCCUGACGACUUGACUCCUUCACACCCUGCUCCUGCCUUGGUAGUUUUUCUUUGGUUUUCAUAUGUUCGAGCACAUGGUAGUACAUAUGAGCUGUUCAUUUGUGAUGCUGAUCUCUAAGGAGGGAUGAUUUCACUGCUGCUUUAUGAGAACCAGGGCAGGCAUCCUACAGCCCACGGGCCAAGUUCAGUCUGAAGACUGUUGUGGGGCCUGAGAGUGAAGAAUGUGUUUUACAUUUUUAAAUAGUUGGAAAAAUUCAAAAGAAGAAUACUAUUUUUGUGGUACAUGAGAAGUGUAUGAAAUUCAAAUUUCAGUGUCCAUAAAUAAAGUUUUAUAGGAACACAGCCACGCACAUUCAUUUACAUGUUAUCCAUGACUGCUUUCCUGCUACAAGAGCAGAGAUGAGUAGAUGCAACAGAGACCGUAUGGCGAACUCUAAAAUAUUUACUGUCUGGCCCGUUAUAGAAAGUCUGCCAAAACCCUGCUCUAGAGAAGUACUAUUUUUUAAAACUAUAUGUUGAGAGUUAUAUUUAAUAAAGCAGUUAAACAUUUAGUAAAACUGUCACUUGAAAUAAACCUCCUUUGGGUAAAGGUAAAACUGGUUACAUUACUCUCAGUAAAUCUUAGUUGCUUAUAAUAAAUACUAAGACACUAAAUGUACAAUUAUUACUGCACUGGGGAGGGGAAUCUAUCUGCUUCUUACUUCUAAGAAAUAACAGAAAGUCAAGGCAGCUGUAUAGCACCUAUCUGAAUUAACAUCAAGCUACAGAAAACUGCCAGAUAUUUCUGUGCCUCAAGAUGGGAUGUCUCAAGCUGUAGAAAUAUUUAGUUUGAACUCUGGUUUGUAGACAUCCUUUUUGACUAUAGCAGUGUUUGCCAAAGAUAAUUGAUCAUGGAAAAAAUUUAAAUACUGAUUUAGGAGUGGAAAGCCAUCAGGAGUUAAUGAGUUACAAUUUACACUUGGAGUAAAGCAGA